AUGCCAUGUUGCAAGCUCGCAACGGUCGUGCUGGUCGUCGAGAAGAACUUUGGCGCUGCUGAGUUAGCUUAUAUCAGCUUGUCUGAUCCUGUAGUAGCUAGCAGGGCAUGGAGAGCUCAAUUGCAGCUCAGGUUCUUCCUUACUGAGGAUUCCUGGAUCAACGACCAGGCUUCCACGCAUGAUAUCUCUCUGCUCGAAGGAUGCGCCAUCGCUGUCGACGCAACUUAUUAUCUAUGCCAGCUUCUCGAAACGUCUCCUGCUCACGAACCCCUGUUGUCAGCUCUGGGUGGUCUCACUGGAGUCGAGGCACACAUAAACCAGAACCUUGAUCUUUGGGCAAAGAAUAAGAUUGUUCCUUUCUUCGUUUUUGACGGCCAGCCCGUGACCGGGCAGGAUGACAUCACCUUGGAUCGUGGCCUCAAGGCCAACAAGAAGACGGAUGAGGCAUGGAACCUGUACUCUCAGGGGGCCGCUGAAGAGGCGGUGUCAACCUUCGGUACUAGUCCAGCGCCUUACACUGCAUGCGCCCAGUGUUCAGGUGUGAUGGGCUCUCAGGAGCUUCUCUUGUACCCUGUCAAGGACUCCGUUCUCCGUACUUUCGACUGGGAAGCCAAGACCGUUACUGCCAUUUCCAAGAAGAAGGUGAUGCGUAGCCUGACACCUACUGCAAGCGAGCCUAGAUUCAUCGAUUCUUUCUUGAUGGCCGGCACAUCUUUCCUUUCUCCUUUCCCUGGUCUGCUGGAAAGCUCAAUCUAUUCGGACUACAACAUCUCAACUGCUGCCAAUCUGCUGAGGACUGCGGAAAACAGUGUCGCAACUGCUUGCGCUAGCUUCAACGACAUAUUGCAGAACAAGGACGUUGACUGGCUCGACAAGUACCGCAAAGCGAGGAUGGUUGUCCACCACUUCGUUUACAUCGCCGAGAGUGGUGAGAUCCGCGUCAACGACUAUGAGCACUUGACUAGCGACAACCACGAGUAUCUCGGUCUUCAGCUUCCGGCUGAGAUUUUCCACUACCUCAAUACCGGCUUGAUUGGACCUCGCCUGCUGGGAAACAUCACCCACGGACAAGUUCUUAUCCAGCCUACGUUGGAUGGAGUUGCGUCAGACGAGUACAAAAAGCUGAUCACUGACAGAAUAGUCCCCAUUAAGGAACAGGCUCUCUCUCUGCUGAUCCCCAGACUUCACCGUGGUAUCCAGCACAAGAACAUCAAAGUGCGGGUUUGGUUUGACCCCAAAUAUUCAUACACCGUCAACCACCGUUCUAUCAACCCUCCACCAUCACAGAUGGUUGCCAGUUGGGAUGUCAAGGACGAUGAUGUUCGAGCAUUUUUCCCUGAAGAUUUUGCGAGCCCUGUUUCGUUGGAAGUCUUGUCGCUUGUUAACACCGAAUUUGUUGACAAGACAUUCCCAAAAGAGAGGCCCAUCAAGGGAAUCGACAGCACAAAUAUGGUAACCUCAGUUGCUAUUUGGCGUUUCCUUCACUUGAGGGGAUACGCUGAUGACAAACACAAACUAACAAAGUGGGGCAAUGCAUUGGCAGCUACCCUCAUUACCCUCCAAGAUGUCAAGGAGAGCAACCCUGAGGUUACCGGUCUGUCAGAGGCGGCCCUCGUCGCGUUUGAACUCAUCCGAAAUGGGCUUUUGACAGGAAAGCACGCCGAGGGCCAGCCUGGUCUGCCCCGAAAAGGCUCUUACGAGGAGAAGGCAACCCUUGUGCUGAUCAGCGAGUGUGCGUCCCUGCUGAAGCUUCGACACCAAGUAUACGGCUACACCGGCCCUCUCAACAAAAGCCUUCUGAGCUUCUGGUCGUUGGCUUCAGCCGUGAGAGAAGCUGACCGGGAUUUGAUUGAGGCUAUUGUGGCUUCGAUGUUCUUGUAUGGACAGUCCAAGCGCGAAAGGGAUGACCAGCUGGAGAUCAGCCGACGCCUACCUUUCCAACAGGAGCCUGACAUUGGUCUCGGCAUUGCUGUGAGGACCUUCUUCGACGACGACGAAGCAGGCGGGGACAAGGAGGGUCGACUGCACCGACUGGAAGAGUUCCCUAAGACGUUCGUUCCAUACGCCGAGUCGCUGACUGACGACUUCCGAGUUGCGCGAGACUUUGUCGACGCACUCGCCAAGGGCGUGGAAGCGCUGGGCGCGGAGCAAAUGAAGGCAGAGGACAAGGAAGUCUGGACCAGAGCCCAGGCGUACUUCGCGGCGCGACCUUUCUAG
Messenger RNA from Fusarium graminearum PH-1, 2217 nucleotides. RefSeq lists its product as uncharacterized. Gene Ontology annotation, molecular function: nuclease activity. The coding region runs from base 1 to 2217 and encodes 738 amino acids. The transcript is spliced from 7 exons. Lineage: Eukaryota; Fungi; Ascomycota; Sordariomycetes; Hypocreales; Nectriaceae. The record is from RefSeq and is a predicted model, not a curated record.